CUAUUUAUCACAACUAAAUACAAGUCAAUCAAAUGUAUCAUAGACAUCGCAGGGGGCUCUUUAACCUGACACUUCUUGUCCUGCUGUGACAUUUGACAUUUAUAGCUACGAUGUGUAAAGUCGAGUCAGACUUUGAUUUAGGGAGUAAUGAAGACUGCAUAUUAGCAUGCUCCUGACACCUCUACAGUGGCGGGUAUUUACGUUGUGGAAUCCCUGCAAUGUCUCCACUUUUCCUAAGGUCUUAAAGUGACUUUUCUAAACGUGGCUUUCGAGCUUUCGCCUCCUCGAAAUCUCAAGCGCCGAGAAGAUCUCUUGAUCCUCGUAACCUGAGGACCAACAAGCGGCUGGUUAAACGGCGCGUUCGCGAAAGAAAAGCCGGCGUGAUGAGUGAUGACGGCUCGCUGAUAUGAAGAGGCAAACUCCCGGAGUAGAGGGGCAAGGCUGAAGGCUUCUUGUAAUGGUCCACACUGGAUUCAUUUAAAUUGGAUAUUUUAUUGUGUUGUGUCGUAAGCCUUGAAAAGCUUUUAUCCUUCUCUGACACCUACAUGAUUUUAUUCACAUAUAAUGCUAUUGCUGAACUCUUGAAUAGGAAGUAUUGUAGUUUUAAAACAAGUGCCAUAAAAAGAAGGUCAAAGAAAGUGAGAGAAUACACAUAGCUCCCUUUUACUUAGGUUGUCUAUGCUUUGAACACAGAUAUAUGCAGUUACAAGAGUAGUAUGUCUAAAAUGUUGUGGAUCGGGUUUGGGAUAGGAAACUAUUUCAUUCACUCCAAAAGUCUCCACAGGUCUGAUGCUGUUUGUCGCUCGACUGCCAAAACUUUCUCUGGCACCAACAAGGCCGCAGCAGCUGCCGUGGGGCAACAUGGCUAAAUAUAACCGAGCCACAGGCUCCUCGUGAGCUCUUUCACAACAAUAGAGAGGAUUAUCUGGUCCUGCAGGAUUACUAAAAUGUAUCUAACAGCCCCCCCGAGAGCUAUUAGAACCAAUUAACUAAUUACAGGUACCAGCUGGAUUAAUCAAUCAUGCAAACUAUUAAAAGCACUACAUUGAUAAAUGCCCAUAUGAUCAACACAAAGUGUAUUCUCCAAAACUAUGUGGAGUAGUGCCACAGAUAAAUGUAAAUAAAUGCAUGCAAUGCAUUAAGAAAAGACUUAUUGAACCUUCUUUGUGCUCCAAAGGGAUCCUAAACUGCAGCCAUGUCUGAUGGGUGAGUAUUGGUCUCCAAAUGCGCCACAAUAACCUACACAAUUACUGUUAUAAAUACAAUAACAUAUUUUUAUAUUUUAUGUCUACUUUUCUUGUCUGGUGGACGAAGACCGGUGAGAUUCUCUUUUCAUUUAUGAUCAAUAUUGAUUCGGAAUGAUUGAUUCGUGCAUUUGUGCUCAAUGAGCCAUUUGACACUGAUGACUGUGUGAAAGUAAAAGUGUUCUUAUCUUUCUCACAGAGAAAGCAAAAAUAUUCAGCAACACGCAGACUGCAUUUGAAGUCCAAACUGCUGAAGAAAGCAGCUUCCAUGCUGGUAACUGAGAUCAAAGAGAGGAAACUCGAGAAGGAAAGAGUAGUGAACGCGUGCUUCCCUGCACUAACGCUGUCAGGUCUGUCAGCCGAGGAGCUCAAGGAUCUUUGCAGAGAACUCAAUAGUAAGAUUGAUGUUGCAGACGAAGCCCGUUAUGACAUACAGGUCAAGGUAGACAAGAAUCUGACAGAGCUCCAGACACUGAAUCAGAAGAUCAGUGGGCUGAAAGGGGCAAAGAGGCCCAACUUGAAGAGGGUGAAGAAAACUACGGAUGACAUGCUGGGCGCAUGCGGAGACACCUCCAAGCACAUGAAGGCCGAUUUCAAGGUCAACCUCAAGACAGUGAAGAAGGAGGAAGAAAAGAAGGAGGAAGUGAAUGACUGGCGUAAGAAUGUGGAGGCCAUGUCCGGCAUGGAGGGCAGGAAGAAGAAGUUUAAUGCCGGACAAUAAAAAGGUGGUCUGCUACCAACACAUCAUCUUUCCUGAAGUAAAGAUUCACUUUAAAAUGUUUAUAUUGAAUCCCUUCGUUUAUCUUUAUUUCAGAAUUAUUGUCUGAAUUCAAAGAAGGAAUUUCCAAGAUGAAUCAACUUAUUUUAUAAAAAAGAGUGUUUUCAACUAUAGGGACAACUAAAUGGAUUCAAUUAUUAAAUACAAGCAGGAUUUAGAUACUAUAGUAUCAAAAUAGUUUUACCCUGAUUUAAUGUAUGUAAAAAAGACCACAAUCAUAUAACUUGUAUCGUAUACUGUUGUAUACAUUUGCAUAUUGAAAUUGUGUAAUGGAUUUGGCUGAUUAUCUUGAUGAGUUUGUCUUUUAAAGUGCACUAUUUGUAUCAUGCAGAUGUCUGUAUAAUACUGGUGAAUCGGAUUAAACAACAGCAAAUAUU
Molecule: messenger RNA, 2399 nt
Organism: Pungitius pungitius (ninespine stickleback)
Lineage: Eukaryota; Metazoa; Chordata; Actinopteri; Perciformes; Gasterosteidae
Product: troponin I, cardiac muscle-like
Exons: 5
Coding region: 1513-1965 (150 amino acids)
Biological process (GO): cardiac muscle contraction; skeletal muscle contraction
Cellular component (GO): troponin complex
Source: RefSeq, a predicted model, not a curated record